AUGGUCCUCUACAAACGCAAGGUCGUCCAGGCCCUGCCCCCGCCCGACGUCGACCCCGAAUCCAACCCCGAUGUCUGGUACAUCCAAACCACCGGCGAAUUCUUCCUCGAGUACGAUGACUACCUCAAACGCAUGGAUUUCUACAAUCAACACCGCUUCGUCUGCGAAAUCUCCGGCCACUCAAACCUCUCCUACUGGGAGGCUCUCGAAUCCGAAACAAACGAAGCCCGCGAAGUCGACGAAGCCUUUCCCGAAUCCCUCAAAGAACCCGUUCUUCGUCGUCUGCAAUUCAGCACUACCUCCCGUCUCGACCACCUCGUCGACGAAGUCUACGACGCCUUCAAGUCUGACUUCUACCCUGGUGAAUACGCUUUUGCCUUGAUCAAAAACGACAAGCUCGAAGUCGUCAUCCGCGAAAAGGCCCAGUUCAAUGCCAUCCAGAUGCCCGACGGCGAAAUCCGGCCCGCGUAUGCCAAAUACCGCGUCGAAAUGAUCGGUCACGGACGCGAAGGCCAAGAAGACGUCGUCGACGGCCUCCAACUGACCCGCGACCGCAAACGCUUUUCGAAAAGCAUGCUCCGAACGUUCAUGAAGAACUCGCUCUCCCGCGAGCCCUGGUCCGGCGCCCCGUGGCUUGUCAAAGCGAAAUAUGCAAAGAAAUACAGAAUCGAUACAAACAUCCCGCCUCAUCUGCAACGCAAAAAUGGACUAUCCGAAGCCGAGCUGGCCGCGACGCAGGCCAAAAAACUCAAAGAGAAACGCCGGAUGCUGCAGCUUGCCGAGCGAGCAAAGAUCUCGCGAGAGAAAGAAGAUCAGAAAGAGCAGGCGCGAAGGGAACGUGAAGAGCAACGCGAGCGCGAGAAACGUGAACGGGAAUUGCUUAAACGGCCGCCGUCGACCGAAGAUCUCGAUCUGAUUCCAAUGACUGACCCGCCUUCUCAGCGGCCAAAGCUAAAGAUCGAACGCGCCGUGCCUAUGGAGUGGAUCGGCGUCUUACUUCAGACCUGGUCUUUUUUCAACGUCUUUCACGAAACGCUUGUGCUCAGUCUGUUUACUUUCGACGAGUACAUCUGUGCGCUCCAGUACACCUCCCAUGAUCUUCCUUGUGAGCUUUUCGUCGAGCUGAAUUGUGCUUUAUUGAAGCUGGUCGUAAGUAACGACAGCUCGGAGUUUGCUAUCGAUCUUCCGGUUGAUUUUUCAGAGUCCGAGAAAGCUGAUCGCACCUCAUCUCAUGAGAAAGUGAGCGAGGUCAAGUCAGAAGAACCCACAGCGGAUGACGAGGAGCAAAAGCCGCGUGCAAUGCCAACAAGAUCGAGUCGGGCAAACCAAAACGGAAAGGAAGAUGAUGCGAAAAAAGACACGCAAGACAGCAAUGCGGAUGAAGACGAAGACGAGGAUGACGAAGAUGACGAGGAUGAGGACGACUCCGAAUCAAUCAGGAUCCUCAACUCUCUUUCCAAGUGGCGCGAUGGAUCCUGGAAAGAGCGUCUUCGCCGCCGUCUUUUCAUCUCCGGUGGAAUGGAGCUAAUAAUUCUAAACCUGCUCAAGGAAGUCGCCUAUGUCAGCAAAUGGACCGAUUUCUGUCACGAAAUCAUCGACACUUGUCUCCCCGUGAACGAGCAAGCCUCAGUUGACGCGCUCCGAUCCCGUUUCGCGAGACUGUCGCCCGUGCAAAAGCUGCGGAUUCUAGAUAUCUUGAUCGAACUCGUGGGUGACUCGGCUCCGAUUCGCGAACGUAUAGAGUUUUGCAUGGACGAGAGUACCCGAAUUCGUCGCGAGCGACUCGAGACGCACAAAGAGCAUAAAGCUUUGCAGGAGCAGAUCCGUGUUGCAGAGGAGGAAAGACGGGAGCUGAUGCCUCCGGAACCUGAAACGCUACCGAUGCCUGAGAGCACGGACGAUGGCGAGCAGACUGAGCAGCAGCGACUAGAAGAGGCCCGCAAAGCCUGGCGCGAAGAAGCCGAGUCGCGGCUGCUACGGACAAGCUCGGCGUUUAAGAAAGUCAUGCAGACGAUCGAGAACGCUCAAAAAGGAAUACAAAGAUGCAUUCUUGCUCUCAAGAGCGCAGAGAUUGAGCUUCGUAUGCUGGAUUGCCAACGUUUCAGGGUUCUCGGUCGCGACCGGUUUUAUAACCGUUAUUGGUGGCUUGAAGGCAACGGACUGCCGACCGAUCUCGGCCGUCAUCAAUACCUAAUGGGUCGACUGUGGGUGCAAGGUCCAUCUGAAGAAGAUCUCGAGGUGUUUGUGAAAGACGGCAAGGCCGCAUAUGGAGAGAUCACGCUUGCCGAACGCAAAGAUAUGGAGGUCGACGACCGCGAGUCGCAGCUGAAUGAGACGAACGAAUGGGGAUAUUAUGACGACCCUGAGGAUAUUGGCGAACUCCUGCAUUGGCUGGGAACUAAAGGUACUCGCGAGCCACGGCUGCGGAAAGACCUCGAUUUGCGGCGGACAAGAGUCGAGGCGCCCAUGGUAGCUAGGCGAAAAUAUCUUGGACUCGACAAUGAGAAGGAGCGCGAUGGAUCAGUGGUCGCGGAUUCACGAGCACAGUCCCGCGCAGGUGACGACGAUACCGACGUCGAGGACGAAAAACCGGUGAUCAGGCAGCAAGAAGACGGUGACGACGACGAAGAGGAGGAAGUAGUCAACAGCCUCCGUCGCUCGUCGCGGCAACGGAAGCGCGCAAUCGCUCAAGUGGAAGCAGGCCAUAUCGCGCGCGACUUCCGGUUCCUGAGCUGGCGCAACACGGCCGCGUCCGCGCUCUUGGGCAAGUCGCACUACGAGUCCGGAUAUAAAAAGUCCGGCGGCGACCUGUUGUCGCAGAAAUCGCAAAACUUCGCGUCGCCGGCCUCGGCGGCUGCGUCGGUGACUACGAGCGCUAAAGCAUCGCCGCAGCCACCACCUGCUGGAUUCUCUGCAGCGCACUUGGCCAACGUCCGCGUCACGUCGUCGGCCGAAAGCUCGCCCGCACCAGCGGAUACCAUUGCUGUAGCGACGACGACGACGGCGAGCUCUAACGGACGAGAAACAAGACGGACCGCGGCCGCAGCCGAAUCGUCGCAGACGCGUAAGCGCCAGCUCGCAGAUACAGAUUUUGCAAACACCGACACCGAGAGCAGAGCGAGCAGUCCCGCGCCAGUGAUGGUCACGCGCAAGCAGGCCAAGAAACGGCACUCGGCGCCGUCGUCGUCUUCAGCAAGACGAGCAGCGUCUCCGUCGCCGUCGCCGUCGCCGUCGAGAUCGCCGUCUCCUCCUCCUGUUCCCGACCGGAGGGUCACGCGUCGGUCUGCGGCUGGGUUGGAUGACACGCCUGCGUCGUCUACGCGGGCGAAACAGACUGCUUCGGCAUCGUCUACACCCGAUCGAAGAACCAGCGGCUACGGCACUCGAAGCUCACGCUCAGCCGUUGCGAACUCUGCAACCAAUACCCCCACCACCACCUCUUCUUCUUCCUCCAACAACAACAACAGUAACAACAACACCGGCGCUACAACAAGAUCGGUGACGACUCCGAAAAGCGCGACGCGAUCGUCAUCAUCCAAAGCCGCGUCGUCGUCGCAGAGCGAUAAUACAGCCGAUAGCGGCAUGGAACGACGAUCUACGAGACGCAGUGCGGCCGUGGGUUUGAAGUAA
This is a messenger RNA of Myxozyma melibiosi, 3630 nucleotides long. RefSeq lists its product as uncharacterized. The record is from RefSeq and is a predicted model, not a curated record. Bases 1 to 3630 code for a protein of 1209 amino acids. Gene Ontology annotation, cellular component: nucleus. The transcript has 3 exons. Gene Ontology annotation, biological process: subtelomeric heterochromatin formation. NCBI's taxonomy places the organism in Eukaryota, Fungi, Ascomycota, Lipomycetes, Lipomycetales, Lipomycetaceae.